AUUAUACACUAUUUUCACUGUUUAUCAUUAAAAUUUUUUCAUUUUAUUUAUCAUUAAUAAAUUGUAUUCUUAAUUCAAAUUAAGUUUUUAUGAAUCAGUAAUUUACUAAAUGUAUUUUUUAAUUAUGUUAUGAUAAAUACUCUUAAUUAGUUAUAGUUAUUUAACUAAUAUACUUUGUAUAAGUAUAUUUUUAAGAUUAGAUUUAAAUAUGGAAAGUAAUUUUCUUACGUUAAAUGAAGAUCCUGUUCAAUUUGAUCCAGCAAGUGUUAGCAAAACGACAAAUGUUUUCUAUGAUGAAGUUACAGAACAAAUAAUAACUGUUCUUUCUGGAGAGAUGACAGAAGUAAUUGUAACAUCUUGUACUCGUUGUAGAGAAAAUAUGAUUUUUAAAAUUGAAGAUUGUGGCCCAGUAUCUUCAAUAAAAAUGUCUAUGAAUCUUAAUAUUUUAACCAUGAUGCGUACAACAUUAUCUAUUGAAUUAAUGGAUGUUAAAGACAGUAAUAUUGGUGCUCCAUAUUUUUUGUACUGUAAAUUUAAAGCUGCAAAACUUUUGGGCUUCAUUUGGACUUGCAAAAAUGAAAUAUUAUUAGUCAGUGACAAGGGAGUCGAAUUAUAUCAGGUUGACGGACAAGGUCCUAAACAACGAACAAUUUUUUUAAAAUCAAUCAGUUUACAUAUAAACUGGUUUAGUUAUUCGCCUUUAAACAAAAUAUUGUUAUUGUCAACUAAUUCUAUUGGGGAUUUUCAACCACUUCACAUUCAUCCUGGAACCAUAACAAAGUUGCCUAAAUUGGAAAUUGAUUUUGAUAACUCAUGUAGUUUACCUAGCCAAGGUAUAAGCGAAAGAAAUAUUGUGUUAACUAAUGUUUAUAGUGUGCUGAGAGUAUUAGUUUUGCCAACAAAUCAAAGUAGAAAUGAAAUAGUCAUUUACACAUUAAACAAAAUGAUGACUUUCAAAAAAAGUCAUAUUUUAAAGCUUAAUUGCAUUGGGAAAAUUUUAGUUAACAUUGUUGACAAUUUGAUCAUUGUACAUAAUCAACACAAUAAGUCAUCUUCUAUAUUUGAUAUAUAUAUGGAAGCAGCAAAAGAAAAUACCAUACCUUGUUAUUUACCAAUUUUGGAAAAUAUUGUUAUUCAAAAAACAUUUUCAAAAGAACAAGAUGUACGUAAAUUAUCUGAUAUUUAUUCUGUCAUAUGUAUUUCAUUUCAGCCAAAUAUUAUAAUUGAUGCUAAAUCUGGAUAUAUGUGGCGUUUAAAUUUAAACUUAGAUGAUAUUUCAAAAUGGAUGAACAAUAAAUGUUCUCUUAUAGAUUUCCUUUUAUUACGAACCACAUCAAAAGAGACCAUAAUGCAGGUUUUGCAAGAAAUAAUUGUAGAAAAAAAAUGUGAUAUGAUAGAAAUAGGAAAUGUUUUUGACCAUUUAAAUAUUGUUUAUAAAAAACAUCUUAACACUCAUGUAAGAGUGAAUAGUUCGUUAUCAAGUGAUUUUAUGAUUGUUGCUGAAUCAUUAAGGUGUAAAGUUGUUGUAGAACAGUUUGAUAUUUAUAAAAAUGUUUUUGUCAAACUAGUUGACCAUUUGGAAAAUAUUAAAAGUGAUAAAAAGUAUGCCGUUUUCAUAUUAAUAGAAUAUAUGAGAUCAUUAACUGAUAACAAAAUUACUAUUGAAUACUUUCUGUAUGAGCUAAUUAUAAACUGUCUUAUAAUGAAUAAAAUGUACUAUCAAUUACAUCAAAUGAUUCAAUAUCAUAUUUUUGUUGAUUCCAAACCAUUGGCUUGUUUAUUAUUAUCACUUGAAACACUUUAUCCUCCUGCCUAUCAAAUUGCUUUAGAUAUGUUACAUAGACUCAAUACAGCUCAUGAAGAAAUUGCUGAAGUUCUAUUAUCAAAAAAAGAAGUCAUUCCUGCUAUAAGAUUUAUGUCUAAAUACAAAAUGCUUGACUACUCAACUUAUAGAAAAUUAACAGAAGUAGCAGUUUCCACUAAUGAUUCUAAAAUUCUUCAUUCUACUAAAGAAGAAUUUCUGAAGACAAUCUAAGGAAUAUGAUUAGGUUUUAAAAUCAAAUUAAAUAUUUUAUACACAAUUGUUAUUCUAUAUAAAUUUUUAGUUAUGUUUGUGUUAUUAUUAUUUUGUAAUAUUUACAAUGUAUUAUAAAAAAUUAAUUGCUUAUAUAAUAAAUAUUUCAUUUUUUUAAUGAUUUUAUUCAAGCAUCAAAAGGUU
This is a messenger RNA of Daktulosphaira vitifoliae (grape phylloxera), 2218 nucleotides long. RefSeq names its product regulator of MON1-CCZ1 complex (gene Bulli). Gene Ontology annotation, cellular component: Mon1-Ccz1 complex; lysosomal membrane; late endosome membrane. Gene Ontology annotation, biological process: regulation of autophagy. Lineage: Eukaryota; Metazoa; Arthropoda; Insecta; Hemiptera; Phylloxeridae. The transcript has 13 exons. The coding region runs from base 209 to 2035 and encodes 608 amino acids. The record is from RefSeq and is a predicted model, not a curated record.